CAGGCUCAGUUAAUUGUCAUACAGUGCACCAGGAGAGAGCAGCUAAGGAUAACCGCGAUAGACCUAUCAUAUUGUCAGUAUUUUUCCGAAGCGAAGGAAGCCAAGGAGCAGGAUGAUCUAGCCGCGGAAUCUAAAGACAAAACCACGAAUGUAAUUCCGUUACAUUCGUCAUCGAGCGCGCGCAAAGCCCGCUGAGUUUUUCGCCUCGACACCCGUCUCCUCUUUGAGAGAUACGUUCCCAUGCGAUUCUUCAGACUCACAUUCAAGUGUUUCGUAGAUUGUUUUUGAAGGUGCUCUCAAAUUCGGUGUUUUUCUUUGGGGGCAAGUGUCCUUUAUUUUUAUACACCUCAAAUGUAAUAAACAUUUAAUUCUGAUCACCGUCUCGUCGUUGCGCGUUUGACAUUGCUAUACGAUAAUAGAGAUACAAAUUAUAACUAUUCAAGUGACUUAUCAUACCCUUAAAUAAAAAAAGGUGUAAAAAAUCAUAUCCUAUUCCCAUAGGAUUGCCAGAAGAAGAACAAAGGACCAUCUUGGGGUCCAGGGAAAUCGACCCGAACGAAUAAAAGCUUAAGAACGCUGUAUCUAUUGUCCUGAAUCGUCACGAUCUUUCCACUGGUUUCCUCCUCAGUGUUAGUGGGAAAUUGAGGGUGCAUUGUUUACAAGAGCGUAAUUGGCAUGGAGAAACCUGCAUUCGAAACUGACUGCUGUGCUGUGAACGUGGUCCUCGGGGAGGAGAAAAAGGGUCACCUCAUUCCGAACGGAAACGGGCACCAAGCUGGCGUGAACGGAAGCCUCAUUGGUGGAACUGACGGGGCAGGAUGCGGAGCCACACCUGGCACGAUGUCGUCAGUGGAGAAGCCAGUGCCAGGGUAUCCCGAACGAGAGCAAUGGACCAGACAGAUGGAUUUUAUCAUGUCCUGCGUCGGCUUCGCUGUAGGGCUGGGAAACGUCUGGCGCUUCCCUUACCUAUGCUACAAAAAUGGUGGAGGAGUGUUUCUGAUUCCCUACCUCAUUAUUGGGGUUGUUGGGGGAAUUCCUAUAUUCUUCCUGGAGAUUGCAUUGGGACAGUUUAUGAAGGCUGGCAGCAUCAACGUGUGGAACAUCGCACCUCUAUUUAAAGGACUGGGGUAUGCCUCCAUGGUGAUAGUGUUCUUCUGUAACACCUACUACAUCAUGGUCCUGGCCUGGGCCUUCUACUAUUUCAUCAAGUCCUUCAACGCUACCCUGCCCUGGUCCACCUGUGACAACCCCUGGAACACGCCCAGCUGCAUCGAGAUCUUUCACCAUGAAGACUGCCUGAAUGGCACCAUUGGCAACACUACCUAUGGCAACAUGACAUGUGAGGAGCUGGCAGAUGGGCGUUCUCCCAUUAUUGAAUUCUGGGAGAACAAGGUGCUGAACAUCUCACAAGGGCUGGACUACCCAGGAUCCAUCAACUGGGAGCUGUUGCUGUGCCUGGCAGCGGUCUGGGUGAUGGUGUACUUUUGUGUGUGGAAGGGGGUGAAGUCCACAGGCAAGAUUGUGUAUUUUACUGCCACGUUCCCCUACGUCGUCCUGAUCAUCCUCCUUGUGAGAGGGGUGACUCUUCCUGGUGCCUACGAUGGAAUCAUGUACUACAUCAAGCCUGACUGGUCCAAGCUUGGCGAGGCGCAGGUGUGGAUUGAUGCUGGCACACAAAUCUUCUUCUCUUAUGCUAUUGGGCUUGGAGCUCUCACUGCCCUGGGCAGCUACAACAGAUUCAACAAUGACUGCUACAAGGAUGCCUUCAUGCUAGCUCUAAUCAACAGUGGCACCAGUUUCUUUGCUGGCUUUGUGGUGUUCGCCAUUCUAGGCUUCAUGGCAAACGAGCAGGGAGUGGACAUCUCCCAAGUGGCUGAAACAGGUCCUGGCUUGGCCUUUAUUGCGUAUCCUAAAGCUGUGACUCUGAUGCCAAUGCCCCCGGUCUGGGCUGCUCUCUUCUUCUUUAUGCUGCUCGUACUGGGUCUUGACAGUCAGUUUGUUGGAGUGGAAGGUUUUGUAACUGGGAUUCUAGAUCUCUUUCCUGGAAAGUAUUACAUGCGCUAUAAGCGUGAAAUCUCUGUGGCAAUCUGCUGUUUAAUGUGCUUUAUUAUAGAUCUCUCCAUGGUUACACAGGGAGGGAUGUAUGUCUUCCAGCUUUUUGAUUAUUACUCUGCCAGCGGUAUGACCCUGUUAUGGCAAGCAUUCUGGGAAUGCAUAGUUGUCAGCUGGGUCUACGGUGCUGACAGGUUCAUGGAUGACAUUGCUCGUAUGAUUGGUUACCGGCCUUUUCCUUGGAUGAAGUGGUGCUGGUCGUUUAUUACUCCAUGUGUUUGCAUGGGUAUCUUCCUAUUUCACCUGUUCAACUACAAGCCUCUUACCUACAACAAUACGUAUGUGUACCCAUGGUGGGGCGAGGUGAUUGGUUGGUGUAUGGCUCUGAUGUCCAUGCUCUGUAUCCCUGUCAGCGUGCUGUACAAGCUUUGCAGGGCCACGGGAACCUUCAAGGAGCGUUGGGAGAAGCUGACCAAACCACAAUGGGGUCCCCAUCACCUUGAAUACAUGGCGCCUGAUACUGACAUCAAGAGCCUGGCCUCCCUCUCUGCCAGCACAGAAGACAACAAGGUUAUCAUCUUUGAAAGUGGUAUGUAGGCUAUAGCCUACAGGAAAGCCUUUGACAACACUCUAAACGCCAGAUGAUUCUGGAUCUUGGCCUAACCAUGAUAAUUUAUGUAAUAAUUGAUGUAUUCAUUUGAGUUAAUGACACAGUCAAAAAGGAUUCACCUGGUAUUUAUGUGCAAUUAAUUAGAGGAUGCAGAUAAUGUACACAGACGGUUCUCUGAACCAAUACAAAAUCAAUUCACAACCGUCUAUUGGACGGUCGAUAAUCUUCACCCGGGAUGUUGAUAAUCAAUGUCCUGAUUGGUCCAUUCUAUAACCUGGUGCCGUGUAGUCUUUGGGGGGGGGUUGAUCUGAUACCCAAACUGACCCUCCCUGUCUGUGACUCCAUCAGGCCAGAGCCAUAGUCUACCAAUGUGUAGCCCACCACCUCACCCAGUAUGGCAGAAUUUUUACAGGCUAUCUUUAAGACUGAUAUGGAAUUCCUUGAAAUUACACAUUACUGCAAGACCAAUCAUGUGGUACGGAGGGUUUGUAUAUCAACCGGUGUAGUUCUCCUUUAUUAGAAAUCUUGCAUAAAAAUCUAUUUGGCUAAUUUGAUUCAUGAAAAUAUAUGUAUUACACAUUGAGAGUCAGAAUUUCAGGGUAAGGUCUACAACACCUGUUGUAUUCGGCGCAUGUGACAAAUAAAGUUUGAUUUGAUUUGAGAUAUGAAUAUAUAAUCAAAAGCAUUAGUUCAAUUGAUAUUAUAUUAUAUACUGUAUAAUACGCUACAGUUUGUCGAUUUGGCUGAGUUGAUAUAUAAAAUACAGCAUUUUUUCCAAUUGACUUCAAUAUUCUGGCUUCUUUAGGCCCCUGAAGUUACGUAGUUGCCAAACUGUCAAAAUGACCAUCUUUGAUCAUUGAGCUUGUGUAAUGUGUCUUUCAUGGCGACAAUAGUCCUCAGAACUUUAGACAUAAACUAAAGAUUGAUUCAGUGCCAAAGUGGAGCAUACUUGUCAUUCUCUUGUUAUUGAUAGAGAAUGGUUUUGGUUGCCAUAUACACUAUCUAUUUUUAUUUGCCUAGAUCAGUCUGAUAUAUAUUGUGUCUUCCGAUUUAACUGUCUGAUGUUUGGGAACAUCUUGAAAGCAAACAAUGCAGCUCUUACUCAUGAAGCAGUUUAGAUGCCUUGAAAAAUUGUCAUUGAUAAGUGUGUCUACAGAUCAACAAUAAUCACUAAAUUUAACUGUUCUGUAAGAUCUAAGAUCGCUCUUCUCUAAUUCAAAAAAGGUGGCUGGCUGAUAUAUUGCACGUAAUGGCCAUUAAAAACAAAUAAUUCAAUACUUAACUCUGUGGCAUUAACUUGCAAAAUGAUCACUUGGCCAAGUGGUAAGGAUAUAAGGAUUUACCUCAUAUUUCAACCAACCUAUUGUUACAAAGACAAGUACAUCUCUGCAGCAUGUAGGAGGACAGUAUUUGGAUCUAACUACAACAUUGCCACAACAAGUAGCUGCUGUGCCAUUUGCCAUUGACUGGAACAGGGUGAUGAGUAACUAACUGUAAGGUGUUAUAUCAUGAGUUUAACUCUGAGUAUUACACACACAGUAUUAAUGUUGCAGCCGUACAGGAGCUGGACACGUAGAUCAUUGCCUUAUGUUGUUUGUCUUAAAUCUAGAGCCCAUAUGUGAACUCUGACUAGCCAUAUUUUUACCUGGUCCUCUGAGGAACAGUCUUGAAGAUAACCAAAUGGGAAUUCUGCCAUUUACCAUGAUAUGGAUAACAUAUGAUUUAUUUCGAUAUUGAAAAGAUCAUUAGAAUGUAAAAUAUAUUAAAUAAUGCAAUGCUAAAAACUACAUUUGCACAUUGUAAAAUAUCUCGCUAGCACUUUUUUUUAAAUCGUGUUAGAAUAACAAUUUUUGUUUUGUUUUACAUAUUGUAAAAUAAAUCAGAGAUUUUAUUUUGUGAAGGCUUUUAUUUUGCUUAUACAUACAGUAUAAAAAAAAUAUAUUGAAUAUCUUGUAUGUUAUAUUUAAAAAAGUUUGAUGCAGUAUGUAAUUUUGAUGAAGAUUUCUAAGGGGAAGAGCAUGCGCCAUUGAGAUGCUGCGAUGCAGUACUACUUGAAAGGCUUGUGUGAUUCAUAACACACAGAAGGGAUUUUUGGUUUCAAAUAUCAAGUGCUCCAGUGUUAAGUAGCCUAAUAGAUUAUUUGUGUUUUUAAUUACAGUAUUUCCCUCAGACCACCCAGAGCUCAGUUAAACUUUAAUAUUUCUCAGAAAGACCUUCUAAUUUGGUCCACACAACACAGGAGUAUUCAUUUGAUUAAGAAUUAAAAGAUUUUGGAAUAUUUUUUUACUUGGGAUUUCAUCAUUUUCAACAUAUUUCACAUCUGGCUUCAAGUGUAAUUUAUGUUCACUACUUAGAAGCAGUGUGCUCUCAUUUGUAAAAAAAAAAUAUUUCUAUAUCCUCUUUUGUGGCAGAAACUAUUUGACAAGAAACUAAACUCUCUUUCUGUAAAUGCCUAUUGACUGUCUGCCAUGGUCCUCCUACACUCAACCUGGCAUAUAGAAAAUACUCUAAUGCUCUCCCACCUUUCAAAAUUGAAAACCACAUGGUAAAAGUGGUGGUUUUGGUUCUUUGUUAUGAAACUUUGAGACAGAACAAACAUUCCCUCCUAAAUGUAGUGCUAGAACUAAAUGCGCCUUUCAUACUGUUGGUCUAUGGACAAAUGUAAGGAUGAGGACACAAGGCAAGUUUUAUAGCAAGGCUAUGGUAACAUAAAUGUUAAGUUAGGAAUCUUUUUUAACAACUUUUUUUACAUUGGCUUUCCUUAUAAUACUCCUAGAUUACAGCCUGGGUCGGUCAAAAGGUGAAACAUUUAAAUGUAGUCAUUAAAUGUAGAAAAUCGAAAUGAAAUAUACAUAAGCAAAAUCAUAUGUAUGGUGUCAUCUUUUGCGCUCUGCCAAAUUGUUCUUGACAGUAUCUUUAAUCCAAAGUAUGACUCACAAAGGGGAAAUGUUGAAUUGAUAAUGAAAGCUUUGUGGAUCUAUUCCAUAUCAUACAAAAUGGUAAAAAAUGUAAUAGAUAUGAAAAAAAGACUCAUUCCCCAUUGUUGAAUAUGAUUUGUUUAUUUUAAAAUCGACAUUGUCUUUUAAAAUGUUCUGUUUAUUUUCAUAAACUAUACAGACCAAUUACCAUGGUUACCAUGGAAUAUGUUGUACUGUAAUUAUUGUAUACAGUGCAUUAAACUGGAAUAUCCAUAAUUAACUGAUAAAGACUAACGCUCACCAACUAUGCAAAGCUGUAAAGAAACACUUGUUGCGACAGUUGACAGUUGAAUAGUUCUUAUGGCAUCUGCUGCAUGAUUGACAGUGAACAGAUAGUCGUCCAAAUGGGGCUACAACUCUCCCCUACACAGCUAUCGUUCUUCCUCAUCCCCUCUCUUUUUCCAGGAUGUCAUUUUGAGUUUUGUUUUCACAAGUCCUACACAAAGGCAUGGAAAGAAGGGUACAAUCAAGCCUGAGAAAACGGCAUUUCAUCAUCCACUGAGUACUUUGGCAAAGGAUAGUGUCUUGAAAAAGAUAUAGUAACACUGUUGACUUCAUCUAACUGUUAUUGUACUCUGUAUCAUGUAAGAUUUAACAUCAGUCUUCCAUUCAUAACAUAGAAUAGUGAUAAAGAGAUGACUGUAAACCUAUGUUGACAUCAAGUGUUCCAUCAACCUUGUCCCUCACAAUUUAUGAAGGGAUUCAUGCUUAAUACCACUGUGAUUCUGUGCUAAAAAUCCACUCGCCCUAUUCAAAAUAACAAAAUGGCAAUAAAACUUACUUCAAUAAAAA
Messenger RNA from Salmo salar (Atlantic salmon), 6432 nucleotides. It is a transcript of the gene slc6a8, whose product is annotated as solute carrier family 6 member 8. The record is from RefSeq and is a predicted model, not a curated record. Gene Ontology annotation, biological process: sodium ion transmembrane transport; nitrogen compound transport; amino acid transport. Lineage: Eukaryota; Metazoa; Chordata; Actinopteri; Salmoniformes; Salmonidae. Gene Ontology annotation, molecular function: gamma-aminobutyric acid:sodium:chloride symporter activity. Gene Ontology annotation, cellular component: plasma membrane.